Miscanthus lutarioriparius is the source of this 495-nucleotide messenger RNA. The record is from the annotation of a GenBank genome assembly. NCBI's taxonomy places the organism in Eukaryota, Viridiplantae, Streptophyta, Magnoliopsida, Poales, Poaceae.
AUGAAGGUGAAGCUGCUUUUUCCGUACGCCGUGUCCUGCGUGUUCGGCGGCAUGGGCCGCGCCUGGGGCAUGGCUAUGGUCGGGCUCCACAUUAUGAUCUGCAUCGUCAAGGUCAUCUCCUUCACUACUGACCCCGAGGAGGCCCGCUUCUGGAUACCGAUCUUCCGCGUCUGGGUGUACCUCUGCAUCGCCGCCACGGUGGUCAUGACGUGCGUGUGCAUCGUCUGCUACAUGCCCGUGUAUGGGGUGUACGCCAUGAGGUACGAUCCGCCGCCGCCGCAGCCGGCAGCGGCUGCGGCGGUGCAGCUCCCACCUCCCCCCUCCAGAGAUGGACAUGUGCUAGGUUUGGUCUGUGCGUGCGGCACCACUAAAAAUUGGAAGAUGCUUCAGGUCCUUCUAGCUAUUAAUUGGCUUGGUGAUGAAAAGAUCAAUGGAAGGACCAGUGUGCUGAAAAGAUUUUGCUUUCUCUUGCCCCACCUGCCGAAGCAUAGAUAG